AGGCCUUCAGUCUACUGUUAGCAGUCGGGAAAAUCGCAUUGAAUGAAAACUAGCCUUUUAUAUCGGUAUUUAAUCUUAGAGUUUGUGAGGGAAAAGUUGCACAGAAGUUCCCUGAAAGUGUGAGAAAAGUUCGAUUCGGCACGAUCUACGUCCACCACCAGUGGUGUUAAGGAUCGUUGCAAGGUGUUAACAGUGUUCUGUUGGAUUUGAUAACGGUUCGGUUUUUCUUUCCGUAUGAUAAGUGAGAAAAUCGAACGUGGAAAAGCUCAACCCACCUUUUCAAGUGAAAACUGCAGGUGGAAGUAUUCGUGCAGGGUUGACAUACGUGUGCAAUUUUUGUUACGUUUGUUGCUUUUGCCCCGUGUCGUAUCGGCGGCUAAUUGUGUUGUAUCGAUUUUUCCUUGGCGUUGAGUUAAGUUUCAAGUUUCUCGGUUCCGGCUUGGCCGCAAACGUAAGGAAGCAACAACAGCAACGGUAUCAUCAACACGGCGAGCCGCAGUUUGGAAAUAGCGUGAGCGGUUGGAAUAGGUUCUGUUUAAUUCUACUGAGUUGUUAUUGCUAUUUUGUUGCAUUAAGCAGCAGAGCUCUGUCAUUACUUGGCGAAAUCGGCGUGUUAAGCAGAAUUAUCUAGCACACAGUCCAUGUUGUGUAUUGCGCAAAGCGUAACUAGAAUACCCAAGGUGUUUAUAGAGUUAAAAGUUGAAAGAUCCGUCGGCACGGUUAUUAUUGAAGAAUAGAACCAAAACAAAUUAACAAAUUAAUUCAAACUGCCACACCAAGUCAGUGAAGUGUAAAUACAUCAUAGUUCAUUAGACGUGAGUUCAACGAAAUGCUUAACUAUUCGUUUGUGCAUAGAUUACCGCCAAGAAUUUUCAAUGAAUAGCUACGCAUAACAAGAAUACCUACGGGAAAGCUAUUGCAGUAGAAUCAAGUGUAAAUACCUUCAGUGUGGGAAACUUUAAAACAAAUUAAACCAAAGUCUAAUCACAACCAAAAGCCACCAAAGAAAAACCAGUUAAAUAGUUGCAGUUACAUUUGAAGCUCCCUCCGGCAGACACUGUAUUUCGAAUAUAAUAACCGUCUUUGUGUAGUGUGUGUACAGUAAGAAGCUUGAAACAAAGCCCCAGCGCUCAAGUGUACGCGUUUAUGAGCUGACGUGAUCGCGUCUAGCGAAGACAACUAAUACGGAGCACCGCGGGAAAAUAGAGCAGAGCAUCCAAUACCCCUAGUUAGUACGGCAAAAAUUAUUCUCAUCAGUUACCCUUUCAAAAGGCUUUGUGCAUAAAAAAUCGAAAAAAAACAAAUGAUAGCAUAACUAAUCGCGGAAAGGUAAAUAAACUAAGAGAUAUAACCAUACGAUCCGUGGAGCAAUCCGUUGCCAGGAGAGAAAGAAGAAAUAAGCCACCGACUGGAAAGAAGAAUCAGCAGAAAGUCGGAAACGUGAAGUUGUAACGAGGAAGAGAAGAGUGAGUGAGUGUAGCGUUCAAGCAUUGGCUUUCGUUCAACCGAGGAAAGCACAGUUUCAAUCAAAAUAUUUUUGCUACUAGACGCGCAAACCGACUGCUGGAAAUCUGCUACAGCAGAUCUGAGCUUGGGGAGUGCACGGAAGAAUAAAAAAAAAGGAAUUUUUAAUUUAACCCGGUGGAAACGGUCGCAUUAGCGUGAUUUUUUUCGUUCACCUGCGCCACCGCCAUCAUCCGCCAAAUCACUCGUGUCCAACAGCAUAGCGGGAAAAGAUCGUCAUCGGUGCUAGCCACCGUCACUCCUGUCGUUUGCCCGUAGCACCAUCACCUCCAUAGAAAUCGCUGGAAAAUCCAAUUACAUUCGGACUUUGAAUCGGCACAUGGUGUUCGAUUCAAUAGUGCGUCCAUAAAUUCCGUCACCAUUUCGUCGACAGUGGUGAAACGAAGGCCAGCGCCGCAAAUCACGGUAGCGAGCGCCCCACAAGUCCUAUCGCCGAAGCGUCUGUGUACGACUCCGCUGGCCGGUGGAGCGACGAUUCCGGCCUUAGGUACCUGUCUGGUUUCUGCCCAUCCACCGGCUUCGGCUGCAGCCGCCGCAGCCGCCGCAGCACUGUUGCAACAUCACCAAGCCCAGGCGGCCCAACAUCACCAAUUUCAGCAACAGCAGCAACAACAACAGCAACAACAUCAACAGCAGCAGCAACAGGCUCGGCUUCAGAACCAACAUCACCAGCUGCUAGAGUCGACCGGCGUAACCGUACCGACUUCCGUGCAUCAGCAGCAGCUAGUGUCACUUCCGCUAGCCAUCAGCAGCAACAGCCCGCAACCAAUGUUCACAUCACCGAUCGUUGCCCAGUCUAAUCCGGCUGUCAGUACGCAGUCCAUCAACGGAUCGUUGAACGUGAACGCGGCCAACAACAACCACAACCUCGGACAAACGCAGAACAGUCUCGGCAGUGCGACGAAAAUGGACAACUCGAUGGGACAGAUGACCCCGAUGGCCCCGCUGGCCCUCUCGCAGAGCAUGGAUUCGGUCAACACAGCCAGCAAUGAAGAAGAGGUGCGCACUCUAUUCGUCAGUGGGUUACCAAUGGACGCAAAGCCUCGCGAAUUGUACCUCCUGUUCAGAGCCUACGAAGGCUACGAGGGAUCCCUGCUAAAGGUUACUAGCAAAAAUGGCAAGACAGCAUCGCCGGUGGGCUUUGUCACGUUCAGCACACGUUCCGGAGCAGAGGCGGCCAAACAGGAUCUGCAGCAAGGUGUACGCUUCGAUCCUGAUAUGCCCCAAACAAUACGCUUGGAAUUCGCCAAGAGUAACACUAAAGUGAGCAAACCAAAACCACAACCUAAUACAGCGGCCACAGCUGCACAUCCUGCAUUGAUGCACCCACUUACUGCUGGACACUUAGGUACUCCGUUUUUUCCUGGGAGCCACGAGCUAUGGCAUCAUCCGUUAGCGUUCUCAGCAGCCGCUGCUGAACUGCCCAGUGCUGCCGCCUUGCAGCAUGCGACCCUUGUCCAUCCGGCACUGCAUCCUCAGGUCCCGGUGCGCUCCUACCUCUGACUAAAUACGGACAAAGUCCUCGAGCAGCAGACAAUGCACCAAGGGAGCGGGUUUGGAGCCAAGAAUGGAACACCAUUUGGGGAAGAAGAGUGAACGAACCGAUCUCAACACCUACUUGAUGGCUACAACUUGACCCCAUCAGCAACAGCAACAACCAUAUCAGCAACAAAACCACCAUCAAACAGCAACAGUCAUCGGCAACUCCUACAUCAACGGAUCUAACGGAAACGGACUGGGAUUUGAGUUCGGAAACGGCAUAUCCGCUGGACGUUUCAAUCAUGUGAGCAACAACUGCAACAACAACAACGGACUCUACACGAUUGCCGUUCCGCAGCCCAGGGCGUGAACUGUGACGGCGUCUUUUUGAAAGAAACAAGAAAAACUGGAAAUGAAGUGUAUAAAUAUUGCUGUGAAGUAUUCACACGCCGUUUGUUUUACAAAUUCAUCCUAGAGGAAGCAGAAUCGUUUAGUUGUAAAUGUGAUAAAUGAAGACCAUGUUUGGCCCCCCAAUUGAACCAUAAUGUGCCCUAGAACGAUUUUUAUACGAAACUUUGUUGAACUUCUUCUUCUUCGACUUUCUUCUCGGUUACACCUGUUAUCAGCCUAUUGCUUUUUCGUUGAACCGUACUUACGAUAGAUAUACAAUUCGAGUAAUGGGACGAUGGUGAAGCUCCCUUUGGAAAGACAUGCACAAAAGUGCUACACACAAAAAACAAGAAUAAUACAUGUGAUUAGGGUUUCAAAGUGUUUCAGUUAGUUUUUAACGAAACCAUGGAAGAAGAGUAAACAAACAAACGGUAGCUCAUAGGAAAAUGGCGUAUAAGCAAUAGCAAACUAAAUUGUAAAUGAAAAUAUCCAUGCAUAUCAAAGAUUUUUUUAAAUCGACAAAAAAUGGGAACGAUAUAGUUUGUAAAACUGCAUACAUAGUUACGUAAGGACGCAUACUGUAGGAAGUAACUGCUAGGCAAUAUUGAAGGGCAUACAAAACCCAAGAUCCGUUUCCGACAGGUUAAAUUGAGUGGGAGAUUUUUUGUUGAUAAUUAUCGUUUAACGAGCGGCAUUAUUAUCAUACUGUGGUCAGAGUAGCAGUAACAAACAAGUAGCAUUGGGACAGACAUGCUCGGAGUAGUUAUAAAUCAUGUUUCAGACAAAAUUAUUGCUCUUCAUCAAAAGUAAAUUUUAUCCAAGAAAGAAAUCAAUUCAAUGCUAAAUUUAUCGUUAUCAUCAAACUAAGCUAGAGUUAGGUUAAUAAGUACAUCAUCACAGAUCGUCGGUGUGAAUUUGGCGGAUUGAAGCGGAACUAUCUGGGAUCUUUCUGAAAGCAAGAUCUGAAGUCUACAAGAUACGCGAAGUUACCGUCAAUUACACAUUAGAGGACACCAAAGAGACGUAUCGGUUCCUGUCAGCAGUAAAGCAGAGGAAAUCGACCAGUCAAUCAUGUUGAAAUUACGAAAUUAUGCAACAUAGAAGCUAUAAGUACCAAAGUAUGCUUGCAUUCCAAGAGAUUCCCAGGCAACAUCACGUAUACUGUGCAUGGAGGGUCUCUUCUGUCAACCGAAUUCACCACCAAGAUCAGAAGAAAAUUACAUCAUUUGUAUAAAAUAUCUCUUAGAAGUAAAGGUCGAAGUACCGGCUAAUCGGUCUUAACAUAGCAAUAAGUAGUGAAACUUUAUUCGGUGUUCGAUUCAGUGAGUGAAUAAAAGCUUCUCUGGAGGAAAUCAGCAACACAAUUCUAGGCAAACAUUACCAAAAGUGAAGGAAGAGGCGUUGCAGGUUGAGAGCACGUGACAGAUAUCUACUUUUUUUCAAACUAACUAAUUCGAAUCCAUAGAAUUCCGAUUGGAAAAGUUUGAAAGCAAAGGUUCGGUGAUGUGCAUUAACCUGUUUCGCCAAGCAGUGCAGCCAGACGAAUGGAUGCGAUAGAAGGGAUAGGAAAGCAAAAAAAUAGAAAGGGGAAAAUUUCACCGAAAAUUUCCAACCAUAAGGUCUGCAAGGAAAGCAAGAAAACGAAGGAAAAGGCACAUGAAGUGAAUAAUCAUUCCGUCCAAUACAGUGUGUAGUUAAAUCGGAUGAGUAUGGAUCUGUUUUCAAGAUGACAAUCUGUAUCUUGAUCCGGCCCCCAAAGGAAAGUCCGAUGUGUCCCAAAAACGAUUCCGGCACUGCUGCUCACAACUGGAACAGUACCCGGGCAAACCGAAUGGGAUUCCCCGGAAACUACUUUUGCGUGGGAGCUUAAUGAAUACAUAUCAGCUUUGGGUUAAACAUUACAUUGUAAGGAAAGUGACAUAGCUUAGGUAACAAACAGUAGCAAGUAAGUGAACUUUAUUGUCUAACUACUCCAGCGAACAAAUUUUAUCAUCUCUGGCAAACAAAAAAAAUAACAAAAAAUAUUGGGAAAAUAUCAAAAAGUGAAUCUUACAUGAACGCUGGAUUUUUCUUUUCAACAUUUUUAUUGAACACUAGGGAUAUUCAUCUUAUUAAACUAAACAAUAGGGUAUGUAGCUUGAAUGAAUGUAAUUGUAAUAAAAUAUGUGAUAAAUGAUCUAGAAAAAAAAUGUUGAGCUGCGUAAGCCGCCAAGAGAAAUCUGGCACAGAAAAUCAAACUGAUCGAGUCUUGUGCAAUAACAAGAUUCGGCGUUUGUGAAAAAAAAGAUGUAUCAAAGAGCAGACGAGGCCGAUUUUAUCAACACAUGAAAACAAAUAGACACAUUCUCUCACUUGUUUAUAUGUACACCGCUGCAAUGAGUGUAGUUGUAACUUUGAGUAAUCGAAUGAUAUCGUUUCUAACGACCUAGGAGUGUUGACAUAACUAUCAUAUUAACGGAAUAAUUUUAAGCAUCCCCCAUACAGGAGUUUUUGAGCGAUCUUUUUGAGAAUUUAGUAAGUCUCAGAUUACUAAUCAAACUUUAAAUGCCUUCUAGCUUUAUUUAAAACUACUUGUUGACUAUAUGCCGUCUUUGUAAAGCUAAGUUGUAGCUGUCCGGUUCUUGGGUUUGAUUUAUUAGUUCUGUAAUGAAGAAAUGAAAUCGAUACAAAAUGAUUCAAACAAAAUGCAUGCAAACUAGACUAAAUGGAAAUAAGUAAAUGAAUUAUUCUAUGGACAAAAAGUGUUACGAUAAAUCAAUAAUUCAAACAUAUCAAUUUCGUGCCCGAUCAUAUUGAAGAGAAAAUUUAUUGAAGAAAUGUAAGCAUAUAUAAAAACGUAGCUGACGAGAAAUAUAAUAUAUUAACUAUACAUUUACUACUACAUUGAGCAAAAUGAAAGUAUCACUAAACAAUUAAAAGUACGCUGAAAUUGUAACUUGUGAAAAAAGCAACUAAUAUUGAUGUAUCUGUUCAAACAAUAUGAUAGGAUCUACCGAUAACAAGCGGAUUAAAACGAAAAAAAAAAACAAACACGUACUACCUUUCGGCUGUCAUUCAAUUACUCGCACUAGAAUCAUGAAGCUGAGGGUGUCUUUUUCCAUCCAACGAAUCGUUUUUGCUCUCUGACUGUCUCAAUCGAUGUUCGAAAGUCAACGAGUGAUCAAUACUGACGUUCAUUAGAGGUUAACACUGAACAUGGUAUCGUGCGGUUGUUAAGACGCGACACUAUUGGGUGUAAGAUGUUAUGCGUCUUGCACAGUGUAUUCUGUGCUUUUCGGUUACUGGUGUCUUUCAAUGGAUGCCGAUCUGAUGUUU
Aedes aegypti (yellow fever mosquito) is the source of this 6708-nucleotide messenger RNA. RefSeq names its product protein couch potato (gene cpo). NCBI's taxonomy places the organism in Eukaryota, Metazoa, Arthropoda, Insecta, Diptera, Culicidae. The record is from RefSeq and is a predicted model, not a curated record. The coding region runs from base 2293 to 3027 and encodes 244 amino acids. The transcript has 7 exons. Gene Ontology annotation, molecular function: mRNA binding.